CUCUCCCAGCCGGGUGCUGGGGGCCCAUGAGUACCAUGGGGCGUGCUCUGGGCUGAAGCCGGGUGUCGGGCCACCGCUGUUUCUGCCACUGUCACUGCUGCGCCAGCUCUGGUGAGGACGACACGGGGUAGCCUUCUGUGAGCGGCCUGCCAUCUCAAAGCCUAGCUCUGAGCCAGUGUGGCGGGGGCUCUGUGCCCCCCUGCCCGCAUGGAAGACGGGAGCUGGGCUCCCAGAAGGUGGCCCUGCCCGCCUGGGAUCGUGCUGCUGGCCUUGGCUUCUGUCCUCAGCAGCCUGCUCCCCUCUGGCCAGGCCAGGGUCUACAGUCGCUGCGAGCUGGCCAGAGUGCUUCAGGAUUUCGGCCUGGAGGGAUACCGGGGCUACAGCUUGGCUGACUGGAUCUGUCUUGCUUACUUCGCAAGUGGCUUCAACACAGGUGCCGUGGACCAUGAAGCCGAUGGAAGUACCAACAGUGGCAUCUUCCAGAUCAACAGCCGAAAGUGGUGCAAAAAUCUCAACCCUAAUGUCCCAAACUUGUGCCAGAUGUACUGCUCCGACUUAUUGAAUCCCAACCUCAAGGAUACUGUUAUCUGUGCCAUGAAGAUAACUCAAGAACCCCAGGGUCUGGGCAGCUGGGAGGCAUGGAGGCAUCACUGCCAGGGCAAAGACCUCAGUGACUGGGUGGAUGGCUGUGAGCUGUAGGAUUCUCUCUGGAUGGACGGGCAGAGAGGAUGGAUGGCAGCUUGGGAGACGUUGCCUGGUUCCUGACCCAGGCCUGGGAA
Bubalus bubalis (water buffalo) is the source of this 779-nucleotide messenger RNA. It is a transcript of the gene SPACA3, whose product is annotated as sperm acrosome associated 3. The record is from RefSeq and is a predicted model, not a curated record. Bases 208 to 699 code for a protein of 163 amino acids. Gene Ontology annotation, cellular component: acrosomal vesicle; sperm flagellum. NCBI's taxonomy places the organism in Eukaryota, Metazoa, Chordata, Mammalia, Artiodactyla, Bovidae. Gene Ontology annotation, molecular function: lysozyme activity. The transcript is spliced from 5 exons. Gene Ontology annotation, biological process: fusion of sperm to egg plasma membrane involved in single fertilization.